AUGUUGAAGCCAUUGGUAGUAAAUAUGCCCUUAGUUGAGGCACUAGAGCAGAUGCCAGGUUAUGCCAGGUACAUGAAAGACCUUCUGAUAAAGAAAAAAACAGUGAGCUAUGAACCAUUGGAUAAUCUUCAUCAUUGUAGUGCCAUUGCUACGAGAUCGCUAGUGCAGAAGAAAGCUGAACCGGGAUCAUUUACUAUUCUGGGUUUGAGAGAUCCUAUGCUUACUAAUAUGCGACUUCUGAUGGCUGAUAGGUCGGUGAAAAGAUCGGUGAGAAUUCUUUCUGAUGUUUUUAUUAAGGUUGCUAGCUUUACAUUUCCAGCGGACUUUGUGAUUUUGGAUUUUGAUGUGGAUUUCAAGGUACCCAUAAUUUUGGGUAGACUAUUCUUAGCGAUUUGGAGAGUACUAAUCAAUUUGGAGUUCAAUAAGUUGAAAUUCAGGCUUAAUGUGAAGAGGUUAGCUUUGAUGUGUGAUAAUCUUUAA
Molecule: messenger RNA, 480 nt
Organism: Capsicum annuum
Lineage: Eukaryota; Viridiplantae; Streptophyta; Magnoliopsida; Solanales; Solanaceae
Exons: 2
Coding region: 1-480 (159 amino acids)
Source: RefSeq, a predicted model, not a curated record